AUGGCCGUCGCCCCGCCUUCGCCGGACUCCUCCGCCGAGGAGCUCCAACAACGAGCUCCACGCUAUGCCGGCGAGGAUACCACCCCGACCAGCAAGCGUGAAAUUUGGGGAUGGUAUGCGUACGGGAUCGCUGCAGAGGUAUUCGCCGUCUGUGGUGUAGGCUCUUUCCUACCUCUUACAUUGGAGCAACUGGCUCGCGAACGAGGAACCUUUAAAUCGAGUCACCUACCUUGCGUCGGUCCGAACUCACCAUCUACAUCUCCUGGAAAUGGCACCUCCCCAGCCAUGUUCCGUCGCGAUGGGUCCGAGAACGACCAAUGUGUAGUGGGACUAUUGGGCAUGAAUAUCAAUACCGCGAGUUUCGCCAUGUAUACCUUCUCGCUGGCAGUACUCGUACAGGCAUUGACCCUGAUAUCCUUCAGCGCUUUAGCGGACUAUGAGAACAAUCGCAAGACCCUCCUUCUGGCAUUCGGAUUUAUUGGUUCUGCCACGAGCAUGUUGUUCAUCUUCAUUGCGCCGCCGGUCUAUGUCCUUGGGGCACUAUUAGUUGUCAUUGGAGUUACCUGCUUAGGCUCCUCCUUUGUAGUACUCAAUUCUUUUCUACCCGUCCUGGUCGCGAACGAUCCGUCCAUUGAAGAGGCCCCAAAGGCCUCCGAAGAAUUGCACCCUAUGAGUCCCGAUGGCGAAUACAUCCAUCCAAGAGACUCUUUUUCCGGAGGUGAUGCAGAAGCACGGCCUCACCCUACCGCAGGGACCGGGUCAGGGACAACAUCAUCUGGUCCUGUUUCCCCGGAACUACAGCUGUCCACUCGCAUCUCGUCCAAAGGUGUCGGACUCGGAUAUUGUGCGGCUGUGUUCGUGCAGAUCCUAAGUAUCUUACUUCUGUUCACGCUCUCGAAGACGUCGAUUUCGAAGGUUUCCGCGACACUUCCGUUGCGAUUCGUACUGCUGCUGGUCGGCAUCUGGUGGUUUUCCUUCACUAUGGUCACUCGGAAAUGGCUGCGCACUCGACCAGGCCCCCCAUUGAAUACCUCCACUGCCGGCGGGCAUGUCCCGCGGUGGCGUGUGUGGUUGCGACUGGUCGGGUUCGCCUGGAAAUCGCUGUGGAAAACCGUUAAGGUGGCGGUGCAGUUGCGGGAGGUUCUGGUGUUCCUGGCCGCGUGGUUUCUCCUAUCCGACGCUAUAGCCACGGUCUCCGGCACGGCGAUCCUCUUCGCGCGUACUGAGCUCAAGAUGAGCACGACGCUGGUCGGCUUGUUAUCUAUCACCGCGACCUUGUCCGGCAUGGCCGGCGCUUUCCUGUGGCCCAUCGUCUCACGACACUUUAGGCUGAAGCCAAAUCAAACGAUCAUGCUCUGCAUCGCUCUAUUCGAGAUCAUUCCUCUGUACGGCAUGCUGUCCUAUAUUCCCUUCGUCAAGAAGUGGGGUGUGAUUGGUUUGCAAAAGCCGUGGGAGAUCUUCCCACUCGCUAUUGUGCAUGGCGUGGUAUCAGGUGGGCUGUCAUCCUACUGCAGGUCCUUCUUUGGGCUGCUGAUCCCACCUGGCAGCGAGGCGGCAUUCUACGCGCUGUAUGCUGCAACGGACAAGGGUAGUUCAGUCAUUGGACCGGCUAUCGUCGGCAUGCUCAUCGAUGCCACCGGCCAGGUGCGGUCGGGUUUUUUCUUCAUUGCGCCCUUGAUCCUGAUGCCAAUCCCACUCAUCUGGAUGGUGAAUGCUGAGAAGGGGAGAAGAGAGGGAAUGGCGAUGGCUCAGCGCCUGGAGAAGGGCCACGAUACGGAGAUGAGCGAGCGGACGGAGGAAGCCGAAGGGCUACUCGCCAGGGGUAUAUAA
This is a messenger RNA of Aspergillus alliaceus, 1830 nucleotides long. RefSeq names its product MFS transporter. The record is from RefSeq and is a predicted model, not a curated record. Bases 1 to 1830 code for a protein of 609 amino acids. The transcript has 3 exons. Gene Ontology annotation, biological process: amino acid transmembrane export from vacuole. NCBI's taxonomy places the organism in Eukaryota, Fungi, Ascomycota, Eurotiomycetes, Eurotiales, Aspergillaceae.